CGCCGGGCCCGUGGGGCGGGAGCGGGGCAUGGAGAAGCUGCGGCGGCUGUGGAGGGGCCGCACGAUGACCUUCGGGGUGCCCCUGCUGUUAACAGGAGAGUGAACUUGAUCCUGACUUCAUUAGAAUGGUGCCAACCUAACUUAUAUUUAUAUUGCAUCCUGAAUAGCUUCUACUCUCUUUUUAUGCCUGGACUAGUGGAUGGAACAUACAGGACUUCACUGCUGCUUUUGGCUGUAUCUCAUUGGAGGAUCUUUUGGACUCCGUGAAUUUGCUCAGAUAAGAUACGAUGUUCACAAACUACAUGGCAAGGUUGAUCCAGCUUUGAAAGAAAAAUUAAAACAGAACCCUGUGACACUGGAAUCUGAAUAUGAGAAGCUGGACAAAUCCAACUUGGAUAACUGGGAGAACAUCAGAGGACCCAAUCUGUGGGAAGAUUCCAGGACGGUUCAGAAACAACGGCGGGAGGCUCUCCGUCUCAAGACAGAGUGACUGAGAAAGCUACCUUUGGUGCCUCUGGGAAAAAAAAGUCUCAGGCUGGACUGUCUUAAUUUUUAAUCCAGUGUCAGGAACGGACAUGGGAACAUUUGCACUGAACAAUUCAGCUGGUGUAUAUAUAAGUAACUGUGAGAUCAGUCCAAAAAGCAUUGUACUAUAUGAAGCUCUUUGUUUGCAUCCAUUUGUGCAGAGUACCAUGGGCUGCAUAUGUGAAUUUUCAAUUAAAAAAAGCUGAUUAUUCUACUGAGAAUAUCCCACUGUUUUUCAGUCUCUAACAUUCAAAACUGCUUCAGCAUGGAAUAACAUUUCAAGAGUCACUUGUCAGUACCAGAAGUUGUCAUCCUAAUGAGAACAACAGUGCUGUCAUCUAGAUGUGUGUGACCAGAUAAGUGCUGCUUCACAGAGUCCCUGUAUGACUUCAGGCCCUUUAGCUUGGAAGGGACUCUACAGGCAUAUGAGCUGUUCAGAACAAUGAGUCCAAUUUUGGCUAAAUAAUACUCUUGUGUUUCAUUUCCAAGGACUGCAUAAAGGCAUGUACUGAGUGUCAGCUGAUAAUUGGUCAAAUAACAUUUGUUUAGCUGUGGUUAAAUUUCUGUGAUUAGUUUAUCAAUACCUUCAUGCAGGCUGGACCUCUGCUCUGGAACCUCUCAGUUUAAAUUGGAAGAACUCUUCCUUGCAAAGAGCUGUGCUGCUUCUCUGUGAGUAAAUAUUACAGCAGAAUCUUCUUCAGCCACUACAUAGUGGCAGAGCUCAUCUUACAUGUCUAUUUGUGCAUGUGCAUAGAAAUUUUUUUAUGUUCCAAUCAAUUCUUCUGAAAUGCUUGUCUUUUUAUAUUUGUCUUUGUGUGCUAAAUCUUUGCUGUUAGAGGACAUUGUGCUAACAUUCAGGACCCUUCUGCCGAGAAAGCUCAAAGAAGAAGCAUCUACUCAAGUUUUCAAAUUAAAUGAAGCUUUUGAUAAGGAGUUGCAACAGACUUGUGAAACUCCUCAUCAGAGGAAUGGAGCAGUAGAGCACACAUUAACAGCAGAAUCUGGUUUCAAAACUCUCAGUGACACCUAUAUGUAAACUAUAGAACUGCUUUUGGAACUGUUUUUGAAAAAGGUGUGGCCUUACUCCCCUCUGCAGGAUGUGUCAAAUGUAAUCUGAAUGUCCUUUUGGACAUUUUUAGGGUAGCCUCCUCAUGUAGAUCUUCUCUCAGCACUUCAUUUUCUUUAUACUGUCAGUGGUGAGGCCCAGUCUUUCACUCAGGAAGAAGAAUUAACACUGAUUUUUAGGGAGUUAUAAAGGAAUUAAUAAAGCAUCACAUGAAAUAUCUUAGGCAUGUUUUGUGCAAGUUUUCUUCUGAUAAGAGUUGUGAAAACCAUCAGAAAGUGGUGGAUGAAAUCUAGAACAAAGUUGGAGCUGUGCGUUUGUGUGUUUCGCUGUUCAAGGUCAUAGACAUCUCUGCUUCUCAAUCGAAGUAUGAACAAAUUAAACCACCCAGAGAGGAAUAAGAGGAUCAAUGCAGGAGUAGGAAAUAAAAAAUAGGGAAACCUAUAUAGGGAAACCAGUGAAAAGCUGGAAUACUGUGAAGGGAUAGAAUGUAAGAAAAUAGUGCAGAAUGUAGCCUCACACCUGAGGAGUUGCAGCUGUACUAAUCCCCAAAGAUUAGGAACAGGCCUGCCCUUAAUAGGCCACGGCUGUGUCCAAUAAGAAGACGAGCGCUACAAAAGAGUGGCUUAGCUGGGCGAGGAGAGAGUUGGAGUCUGUUGGUUGUGCUGUGAAAAGAGUUGGAAUUUGUUGGCUGUGCUGCAAAGAAGAAGUCAGUGCUGCAAGGAGAUGUCCAUGAGAAAUCAAUUAGAAGGUAUGGAACUUUUGCAAUAAGAUGACAACAGAAUACAGAGGCAUUAAGCUGUGCUAGACCUAGACAAGGAGGAAAUUGGUUUAAUUGUUUUGUCAUUAGGCAAAUGAAAUAUAAAUAUGACAAAUAAGGAGUAAUUAAUACUGCAUAACUUCAAGGCUUAAAUUGAAGUUCAGGUGCAGUUCCACUGACUGUAAGAUUGAUCAUUCAAAGGACAUCAGAGCUUUGGCUACACUGACAGUGUUCUCUCAGUUAGGACUCUGGCUGCAUCACACUACUGUUACAGUGAGAGCUAGACCAUUGGAAAUGUAUCUUUACAUUCCCCACUGGUGUGGACUCUGCAUAUUCACUGCCUUUUUGAGAGGAUGCACAUCUUCCUUUUCCCUGCUUUCAUUGAGGGAGAUGGGAAGCUGGCAUUGCUUUGCAUAUGGAGAGGUGUGCUCAGCUCCCAGGCUUGCACGGUGCCUCACAAUAUGGACCAGCACUGCUCCUGAAAUAAACACACAGCUUUCUAAGAACAGCAUGUGGAAGAGAAGCAGCCCCUUUCUCCACAGGAAGAAGCAAAAAGUUAUUUCUCUUACAUGAAGCCCUUAUCCAUUUUCUUCGUGAACAAAACACUCACUGAAAUAUCCUGUGUAUUUUUAGUAAUGUGAUAUUCUGCAAAGACUGUUUUGGGAAUGGUCAUAUUAUUUCAGCAAGUUUGGAAUGUAGUUGUAGAUAAUUACUUAUUUGGAGCAAUUUCUUAUGUCCUAACUUAGGAUCCAGUCUUAGUUGAUUGUUUGCUGGUUGUGUGGUUUCCCCUGCCUUUCUUAGGCACUAAUUGCUUCUGAGGGCAUAUGUGUAACUACCUUUGAAGUGGCUUCUCUGGAAAGCAAUGGAUUUAUCUUAGCACCUCUGAGAAAAAAUGAUAUACAGUUGGAAGACUUUGCAACUUGCCCUUCUCUCCAACUUACAUUUUAGAAGACAGCCUAUAUGUAUUGGUUGUCCACUAAAAUAAAAACCCACCAUGUUUUUUAA
Molecule: messenger RNA, 3353 nt
Organism: Zonotrichia albicollis (white-throated sparrow)
Lineage: Eukaryota; Metazoa; Chordata; Aves; Passeriformes; Passerellidae
Gene: COX16
Product: cytochrome c oxidase assembly factor COX16
Biological process (GO): mitochondrial respiratory chain complex IV assembly
Cellular component (GO): mitochondrial inner membrane
Source: RefSeq, a predicted model, not a curated record